Hyposmocoma kahamanoa is the source of this 2102-nucleotide messenger RNA. It is a transcript of the gene IFT54, whose product is annotated as TRAF3-interacting protein 1. The transcript is spliced from 6 exons. Gene Ontology annotation, biological process: regulation of microtubule cytoskeleton organization; intraciliary transport; cilium assembly. Gene Ontology annotation, molecular function: microtubule binding. Gene Ontology annotation, cellular component: ciliary basal body; centrosome; intraciliary transport particle B. Bases 1 to 1917 code for a protein of 638 amino acids. NCBI's taxonomy places the organism in Eukaryota, Metazoa, Arthropoda, Insecta, Lepidoptera, Cosmopterigidae. The record is from RefSeq and is a predicted model, not a curated record.
AUGGAAAAGGAACUGGAUUCAGAGGUGAUAAAAGCAACACAGAAUUCUUUGGGCAAAUAUGUAAAGCGUCCACCGCUUACUGAUAAACUGUUGAAGAAACCACCUUUUAGAUUCUUGCAUGAUAUUGUGACGACAGUACUGAAGACAACGGGAUUCUUUGAAGGUCUAUUUGAAGAUCAUGAACUGGUCUCUGAUAAUGUUAAGGAUAGGGAAAGUAAAAUUACAUUUCUUAAUAAAGUUAUAGCUGUUAUAGGGUUAACGACAGGAAAAGCUUUGACAGUAAAAUCAUCCAAAAUAGUCGCUGGACAAGAACCUGAGAACACCAAUGAAUUACUUCAAUGUCUCGCUUUCGCGUUGGAUAAAAAACUGUCAUCCGAUGAAGCAGUGCGAAAGGUAAAAAACGGUGAAAAACCAUCUGGAGAUACAAUAAGAAAGGACGCGGCGAAAUCUGUGAAAACUGUAAAUGAGACAAAGAAACUCGCAUCAAAAACCAUUCUCCCGAGCAAUAAAACAGAUCCGAAAGAUCGGUCCCUAACCAGAAACGAAAAAGACAAAGUAAACAAAGUUAAUGCAGCCAAAACUAAGCAAAAAGAUAACACUGUAGCCAAGAAAGAUAUUCCACCUAAAAAAAGCUCUCAACAAACUAAAACUAUUUUGAAAAAGAAUUCUGUUGAUAAACAGCUGCAAAAUAAUCAUGAAAAUGUUACACCUGAAAAUAUAGUUGCCGUACCUAAUGAGACCGAAAAUGUACAAAGCGUGAAAAACACAAAUGAAAACGAUGGUCAUGAUCAAGAUUCUGGAGUGUCUCUUGAAAAGCACGAUGUUACUGACGGUGUCGUUACAACACCGCCUCAAAUUAUAUCAAAUCCAGAACAAGGUGAUCUGGGCAACACUUCUUUUACAAUCAUUGAAAAUGAUCUGAAUUCAUCAUUAUCAUCGCAAGAUUUGAUGGAAGUGGAUAAUGACAAUGUCGAAGAAAAUCGUAUAGAAAAUACACACAUUAAUGAGUUUGGUUCAAAAGUUAAACAUGACCAUUACGAGCCAAGUAAAUUAAAAGUUUUUUCUCAUACAAGUACUACAUUAAAUACAGAUGAGGGUACGAGAUCAAGUCGUAAUGGUACUAGCAGUGGGCCACAAAGUCUAACAAAAGAUACAGACAAAAGUAGCGUUCACAGUAAGUCAGUCACUGCAACGCAAGUUAAUAAAAUUGAAAAAGUGGAUAGCAGUGCUCAUGUUACGAGACCUAAAAGUGUUAGACCUUCGUCUUCUAGACCAGGAGCACCAAGAUUACGAGAAAAAUACGAGAAUGUUUUAGCUGGUAACGACAAUCUUCUUGUAGGUAAAGUUAAUAUCAUAGUUGAAAAUACACCAAACGAAGAGGAGGAGGAAGACGCAAGUAUAAUAAUAAUAAAUCAGUCUACAGAAACUUCAACAACGAACAACGAUCACCCAGAACAUCGUAUCUCGUCAAACCAACAUGGUCAUUUAGUGCAACAGAUUUUAGACUCACAAAAGGAGUUUUCUCAAACUGCGGGAAAGACUGAAAUCGAAUGGCAAUUUGGUGCUCAAAAAGCGAGAGAAGCUGUCAAUCAAGAGGUUGAACAGUUAAGGUUUAAUAUUCAAGCAUUGUCCAGAGUAACCAAUCCCCUGGGUAAAUUAUUGGAUCACAUUCAAGAAGACGUAGAGGUGAUGAGGCAGGAAUUGCAACAGUGGAUGAAAACUUACGACGAAGCUUCGAAAGAAUUGCAAAAAGAAAAGACAGCAAAUGAGGACUCGUUGUACCCUCUUCAUUCGAAACUAAGGCAGCUGGAUGUAGAUAUUGAUGAGAAACGAGACAAAAUCAACGAUCUCAAGAUAGUAAUACACAAAAAUGCGUCACGCAUUGACAAACUCCUUACAAGUGGGGACGUGCAAUAAUAUUUACAUAUUGUAGUUUUUAAAGUAUACAUAAAAUAAAGCAAAGUACACAAUUAUGAAGUUCGCAAUAUACAGGAUACAUAUUCCUACUAUAAACAAAUUAUUAAUUAAUUCGCUAGCGCGAUUAUGGGCAUUUGGUCUCGGUCUUGAGUUUGAUUCCUGAAAGAAAACAUCUAAAUAGCUAG